Molecule: messenger RNA, 771 nt
Organism: Stylonychia lemnae
Lineage: Eukaryota; Ciliophora; Spirotrichea; Sporadotrichida; Oxytrichidae
Source: the annotation of a GenBank genome assembly
AUGUAGGUGUUUAUCUACGAAAUCAUUGGCACUGCUUUUCUUUUCAUUGGAAUUAAUUUUGGAAGAGGAAACCCAGCAGUGUCAUUAGGGGCAAUCUACAUGGCGCUGAUGGUGACUGCGAAUGCGACUGGCGGCAACUUCAACCUGGGACUGACAUCCGCCGUUUUCUUGGUGGAAGGCAAAUAUCGAUAUUAAUGGAAAGCUCUCAUUCUCUACACUGUCGCAGAGAUGAUUGGAGGAUAUUUAGGAAUGUCAGUUUCAUAUUUAAUUUUGGGAACCGAUAUUGCUGUGAUAAAACCAAGCGAUAUGAGUAUCUCAAUAACUUCAGUUUUUUUCUUAGAAGUAUUUUUCUCCAUGACUAUGAUGCUAACAAUUCUUCAUUGCAAGAACUCAAAAUUAAGUCUCUUCAAAGACAAUGUACCUGGCUUUCUUGCAGGCUAAAUUGGAAUAUACUUCGGAGUCUCUUGCAUAGGCAAGAGAACUGGAGCAGUCAUGAGUCCAAACAUAGGCUUUUGUAAUGUGACAUUUGUUGCUAUGGUUUAGCAUAGAUCAGAUGUUUUGCCUUAUUUAUGUGCAUACUUCUUCGGGCCUUAUUGUGGUUCUUUAAUCGCUGGAAUAUUUGUCAAAUAUGUAGCAGUUCCAACAAUCAAGAUGAUUGAAGCAGAUAAAGAAAAGAGAAACUACUAAUAGAUAAAUAAGACAGUUGAUUCAUCUUUUGAAAACCAAAUUAGUAGAAUUCAUCCAAUGAAUAAUGACAAAAUAAAGUAAUGA